AUGACUUACGGUGGUAGAGAUCAGCAAUAUAACAAGACUAACUACAAUUCUAGAGGUGGCGACUUCCGCGGCGGAAGAAGCUCCGACAGAAACUCUUACAAUGACAGACCACAAGGCGGUAACUACCGUGGAGGUUUCGGUGGUCGUUCUAACUACAACCAACCCCAGGAAUUGAUCAAACCAAACUGGGAUGAAGAAUUACCAAAAUUGCCAACUUUCGAAAAGAAUUUCUAUGUCGAACACGAAAGUGUCCGCGACAGAUCGGACAGUGAGAUUGCUCAGUUCAGAAAGGAAAAUGAAAUGACUAUUUCUGGACACGAUAUUCCAAAGCCAAUCACCACUUUCGAUGAAGCCGGUUUCCCAGACUACGUCUUGAGUGAAGUUAAGGCCGAAGGCUUUGACAAACCAACUGGUAUUCAAUGUCAGGGUUGGCCGAUGGCUUUGUCUGGUAGAGACAUGGUUGGUAUCGCUGCCACUGGUUCCGGUAAGACUCUGUCUUAUUGUUUACCAGGUAUUGUUCAUAUCAACGCUCAACCAUUAUUGGCUCCAGGCGAUGGUCCAAUUGUUUUGGUUUUGGCUCCAACAAGAGAAUUAGCUGUUCAAAUCCAAACAGAAUGUUCCAAGUUUGGUCAUAGUUCCAGAAUCAGAAACACUUGUGUCUACGGUGGUGUUCCAAAGAGUCAACAAAUCAGAGAUUUGUCCCGCGGUUCUGAAAUUGUUAUUGCUACUCCAGGUAGAUUAAUUGAUAUGCUAGAAAUUGGUAAGACUAACUUGAAGAGAGUUACUUACUUGGUUCUUGAUGAAGCUGAUAGAAUGUUAGAUAUGGGUUUUGAACCUCAAAUCAGAAAGAUUGUUGAUCAAAUUAGACCUGAUAGACAAACUUUAAUGUGGUCUGCCACUUGGCCAAAGGAGGUGAAGCAAUUGGCCGCUGACUAUUUGAACGAUCCAAUUCAAGUUCAAGUUGGCUCACUAGAAUUGUCCGCUUCUCAUAACAUUACCCAAAUUGUCGAAGUUCUUUCCGAUUUCGAAAAGAGAGAUCGUUUGAACAAGUACUUGGAAACAGCCUCUCAAGAUAACGAAUAUAAGACAUUGAUCUUUGCGUCUACGAAGAGAAUGUGCGAUGAUAUUACCAAGUAUCUGAGAGAGGAUGGAUGGCCAGCUUUGGCUAUUCAUGGUGACAAAGACCAAAGAGAACGUGACUGGGUUUUACAAGAGUUUAGAAACGGUAGAUCCCCAAUUAUGGUUGCUACAGAUGUGGCUGCCAGAGGUAUCGAUGUCAAAGGUAUCAAUUACGUUAUUAACUACGACAUGCCAGGUAACAUUGAAGAUUAUGUUCACAGAAUUGGUAGAACUGGUAGAGCAGGUGCCACUGGUACUGCCAUCUCUUUCUUCACCGAACAAAACAAAGGUUUAGGUGCCAAAUUAAUCUCUAUCAUGAGAGAAGCUAAUCAAAAUAUUCCUCCUGAAUUAUUGAAAUACGACAGGAGAUCUUAUGGUGGUGGUCACCCAAGAUAUGGCGGUGGCCGCGGCGGUCGUGGUGGCUAUGGCCGUAGAGGUGGUUAUGGUGGUGGCCGUGGUGGUUACGGUGGCAACAGGCAGAGAGAUGGUGGCUGGGGUAACAGAGGUCGUUCGAACUAUUGA
Molecule: messenger RNA, 1641 nt
Organism: Saccharomyces paradoxus
Lineage: Eukaryota; Fungi; Ascomycota; Saccharomycetes; Saccharomycetales; Saccharomycetaceae
Gene: DBP2
Product: DEAD-box ATP-dependent RNA helicase DBP2
Exons: 2
Coding region: 1-1641 (546 amino acids)
Biological process (GO): rRNA processing
Cellular component (GO): nucleus; ribonucleoprotein complex; cytoplasm
Molecular function (GO): ATP binding; RNA helicase activity; RNA binding
Source: RefSeq, a predicted model, not a curated record